This is a messenger RNA of Blastomyces gilchristii SLH14081, 648 nucleotides long. RefSeq lists its product as uncharacterized. Lineage: Eukaryota; Fungi; Ascomycota; Eurotiomycetes; Onygenales; Ajellomycetaceae. The transcript has 4 exons. The coding region runs from base 1 to 648 and encodes 215 amino acids. The record is from RefSeq and is a predicted model, not a curated record.
AUGCCUGGGCGCACCAGUCUGCCUCGCGGCCCAGAGGGUACCAUCUACGAGGCGAGCGGAUUCGACGACGAUUUAAGGAUUGAGAUUGAUCCCACAAAGAUCAAGUUUAUCAAAGAGCUGAAAACAUCAGAGGUGUCAUCAAUAUUCCAUGUGAACUAUGAUGGCAUGCCCCGCGUUCUGAAAGUUUUCCACAAUGAUGAAGAUGCUGGGUAUGCUGAUGAUGAGUUUUAUGGAUACACACUAUCCUUGCACCCAACUGCCCUUGUCCCUCAUCUGGAUGCCUUUCAACACGACGCUGGCCUCUCAAGUGCAAUUUUGAUGGAAUACCUGCUGAAUCCUUUGAUAAUGAACUGCAUCACUUAUAGCAAAGAGCGAAUGGCCAAGGCAGUCAAAGACAUUCAACAGAUACAUUCAGCUUUGGUUGAGCACAAUGACCCUUAUCCCAAAAAUAUUAUGAUUGUUCCUGACGACCCGGAAAGAGUUGUGUGGAUAGAUUUUGAUGUUGCAAUCACUUACCCUGAUAGCAUCUACAUUGAAGAUAGGGAACAUGGCUGGAUUGAGAUUGAAACUAGGCGGGUUGAGAGUGUUGAAGUGAAACUUGCAGAUGAUCAGAAACAGGGUCUCCCCCCGAAUACAAAAUAUUACUAG